AUGCCUAUUCUUGCCUCUCAGACCCCCCAGCUCGCUCAUCUAUGCAAGACGCUGGAAGAGCAGCCAAGCAUCUGCAGCGGCACGCUCGCGCUCCCUUCAGACCAGCUGGAGAUGUACUACGGGCGCAAGAACUCUCGGAUAGGCAAGAUGAACGUCGGUGAAUUCAUGAUGGGGUUUGACGUCGAGAAGUUGGGUUCUUGGACGCAAUCACCUCCCAUCUCAGAAGCUACACCGACGACAAGAUCCGUGCAGAGCUGUACAAGCUCAGCGUGUAUAGCAAGGGACAAUUCUUCAAAGCGCACGCAGACACCCCUCAUGCUCCCAACAUGUUCGGCUCCCUGGUCAUUGUCUUCCCCACCGCGCAUGAUGGCGGGACACUCCCUCCUCCUUCGCGAAGACGAGCAGGAAUUCGUGUUCGAUUCCGCAAAGCUACUCGCCGGGCGCAACGACUGCAUCGCCUACAUCGCCUUCUUCAGUGACGUCGAACACGAAGUCACCCCAUUGCUCUCAGGUCACCGUGUCACGGUCGCAUACAACCUCUUCGACGACGCCCCCGGGGAUCGCUCCACUCUUCAGCCUUGGGCUCUAGUUCCGCGCGCCUCGGCGUCCGCAUCCGCGGAAGCCGUCGCGCUCGCGCUCGGAGCGAUGAUCGACGACCUCCCGAGGGUGUGGGACGCAAAUGCGGGCGUGCCCGACGUCCUCCAGCGCCUCAUGGGCUGGCUGAAGGGCGCCGACCGCGCGCGGUUUCGCGCUGCGAAGGCGCUCGGCCUCGAGCCGUCUCUCCGGAUUGUCCUCUCCGGCUGCUGGAUCGAGAGGAGGGUCGUCAUGUCCACCCUUCCCGGCUUCUGGAGGGUGGACGAGUACGCGAACGACGACUUGGAGAUGGAGCUGCAAGAGCGUGGGGGGGAGGUCCUGCAGAGCCGGUACUUUCCCGAACCGUACCAGGAGCCGGGGGAGGUCACGAUGCAUUGGGUGAGGCCUCUCCCCAGCGGGGCUGGGCAUCAGAGCAGGGAGCACGCGACGAAGGCGACGUACACGGUGUAUGGGAACGAGGCGAGCCUGAGCUACAUGUACGCCUCGUUCUGCGUGCUAGUCAAGAUCGGGGCGUCCGGCGUGGAUGCGGCACGCCGGAGAGCAGCGGAGUGA
Molecule: messenger RNA, 1146 nt
Organism: Epithele typhae
Lineage: Eukaryota; Fungi; Basidiomycota; Agaricomycetes; Polyporales; Epitheliaceae
Exons: 3
Coding region: 1-1146 (381 amino acids)
Source: RefSeq, a predicted model, not a curated record